Molecule: messenger RNA, 1479 nt
Organism: Theileria annulata
Lineage: Eukaryota; Apicomplexa; Aconoidasida; Piroplasmida; Theileriidae
Product: erythrocyte membrane-associated malaria antigen-like
Exons: 6
Coding region: 1-1479 (492 amino acids)
Source: RefSeq, a predicted model, not a curated record
AUGGUAAUAAAUUUUAGUCGAACAUUGACUUUAUAUUUCUGGCUUUUUUAUCGGAUAAUUUUAAUAAUUAGAGCUGAGGAUAUAUUGGCCUCGGAAUCAAACAUUGUGGACUAUAAAGUCGAUUCUUUACCACUGGAAUUUGUUCCCGGCAGCGGUUACGUAGUUAAAGUUGAAGUUGGCGGCCAGCCUCUGAAGCUUUUGUUAGAUCCAAAUGUUUGCGGUAUAAUUUUGUUCGAAAACACAGACAGAAUUUGUUCUAAAGAUGAUAAGGGAAGCUGUUAUGACCCAUACAAGUCAAAAACAGCAAGCUGGUGUGUUAACACGGCAGUUUGCGUACCAGGAAAGUUCAAUUACCAGUGCAAGGAAACACCUUCACCCAGCAAAAUAAAGGAACUUACGGUCGAUUCUGAUAUUAUAAAAAUAUAUUCAAUUGAGGGUUUAGAGUCCCUUAAAAUCGCAGUUGACCACAAAAAAUCACCUUACAUCCUUGAUAAAGUACCAGUCAAACUCGGACGCUCUUUGGACCGCUACGAUCGCAAGAUUUUUACCAAUGUUGAUGGCAUUUUUGGCAUAUCAGUAACGCGUGAUUAUCGCGGCUUUUUUGUACUGGAUAUUAACCCUGUACAGAAUGUUAGAUUCCCCAGUAAGUUAUUUUUGGGUACCGACAGAGUUUCUGAGGAUGAAAUAGUCUGGUCUGAAAAGCGUCAAACCGGUGGAAUCUUCACUAAUUCACUCAUACAAUUCACUAUCUAUGAUCUAAAAAUGUGUAACACAAAAAUCUUCGGACGCACUUCGUCAAAUUGGGAAGCAGCCAUAGAUCUCACAACACCGUAUUUGAUAUUGCCGAAGAAUUUUUGGAUGACAAUGAUGUCAUAUUUACCAGUGGAUAAAUCAUGCUUCGAUGAGGGUCUAAGCCCUCGAUUAUGUAAACUAACUGUUGGGAACAGACUGUUCCCAAUCAUUGAGUUUAAACUUAGCGAGUCUUAUUAUUUGAAUUUCGAAAAGGUCGAAACUCCUUCAAUCACAAUUCCCCUUGAAAAUCUCAUAUACGAUGAUGGAGAUAGUAAAACGUUACUCAUCAUCCCAGAUGAAUUCAGUGAUAGGCCUUCUUAUACCUUAAAUCCUACCAUCAAAUUUGGUUACAAAGUGUUGGAAUCGCUGAAUGUUGUGGUCGAUAGUGAUGGGUACAGAGUGGGACUCAUUAGCAAGAACCAGUUGGUAGGUUCAUUUUCCAAGUGUUCAGAGGUCCCACAAUGCUUUGGAGACCAGGUUUAUGAACCUGCACUCAAUAUUUGCCUCAACCCAAUCUGUAGCAUAUGGCUCAUGAAACGCCUAAACCCAGAAAAAGGGAUCUGCGAGACAUCGUUUGUGGCUAAGGUUGUGAUAACAACAGUUAUUUGUGCUCUGGUGGUAGCAGAACUAUAUUGUAAUUUCGCUCGAAAACAUAUUUUAAGAAUCACAUCAAGAUUGUGUAGAUAA